UUGUGCGCGCGAUGUUACUCGGAUAACUUGACACUAUCUUGCGUAUCUUGGCGUUAAGUAGUCAAUGCAGUGAGAGGGAAAGAUAUUGUACCAGCGACUGGGAAUUUUGCGAUGACAUGGCGAAGAGAAGAACAGAUUCCCACUGUUUUGCACCAGGCUGCCGCACCGGCUAUCCGGGCGCGCCGAAAGCAUCGCUGUUCGCCGCACCAAGAGACGACUCGCUUCGAAGUAAAUGGGAGCGAAACCUAAGAAGAGCAGACAAGAGCCUGACGGAAUCAUCAGCUGUGUGUGAACAUCACUUCGAAGCGCAUUGCAUAUUGCGCGAUUACGUUCAUGUGGUCGAUGGCGUGGAAGUGCGCAUUCCGAGAGGCAAGCCGUCUUUAGCUCCCGAUGCCAUACCUACGCUGUUGCCGCAGUGCCCAGCCUAUCUCUCCGUUAAAGCCCCGAAACAGAGAACGGAAAGGAAGAGACCUGCAUGUUCGGUUCCACUUCGAAGAAAGAAACCGCGCCAGGACGUCGGAAGCGCUGACUACACUAACAACGAACAUGAGGUGCUUGAAGAACCUGAACCUGCAGAAUCGUCGCCUUUCAAGUUUCAGACCCUGCGUUCACUGGCACCAUCGCCGAGGUGGUGCCGCAUUGAAGAUGAUAGUGUUGGCUUGAUUUUCGCGACGUCUUCGUUGAGGAAGCAAGGAAGGCUUGUUAUUUGUCAUGAGCGAGCUGUCAUUUUCAAGAAACCGUUAGGGGACGAAGUUUGUGCUGCCAUUUAUUGUCAAGGCGUUCUGUGCUCAGAAAAAACAAUCGCCUCCGUUGGCGACGCUGCAGCUGUACUGGAUGAUGCCAUGGCAAUGUGUGUUUGCAAGGGAGCAAUGUCGGACAACGAAUUCAGGCAAAUGUUGCCGGUUUUGACGGUGAAGCAGCAAGCAGCAACAUACACCAACGGACUCUACGUCUUCAGCGCCAAGUGCUCCGGGAAGGUCUUGUCCGAUGGACUUAUUUGCCCAGAGUGCAAGUCGCAUCGAAAGCUAUUGUUGACAAGAAAGUUCUGCCAAAAAGCUCGUGUGCCUAAGAAAAGAGCCCUUGCCCAGCGCCUGAAGCUUCAAAGGCAAAAAACCAAGCGUUUGAAGAAUAGCGCCACUGCAUUGAAAAAUCAACUGAAAGCAAUGUCAGCUAAAAACAAAGCCAUCACUGAGGAGGAAUUUACCACUAGGAUAGCAGCCCUUCCUCCAAAACAGCGUGAAGCAACACUUCACAUGUUUAAAUCGGCAUCACGAAAAAGCGCAAAAGGCAUGAGAUAUUCGAAUGAAUGGGUUUUGGAAUGUCUUAUAAUGAAAAUGAAGAGCGCCAAGCUUUAUGAGCACCUGAGGAAAGAAAAUAUUCUGUCACUGCCAAGUGACUAUGCGAGCAAUUCGCAAGGCUUUGGAACUGGAUGGCAGCAAGGUUACCCUGCAGGCUAUGCAUGGCAUCACAUCCAGCCAUACAAACCCUAA
Molecule: messenger RNA, 1490 nt
Organism: Rhipicephalus sanguineus (brown dog tick)
Lineage: Eukaryota; Metazoa; Arthropoda; Arachnida; Ixodida; Ixodidae
Exons: 3
Coding region: 117-1490 (457 amino acids)
Molecular function (GO): sequence-specific DNA binding
Source: RefSeq, a predicted model, not a curated record